Molecule: messenger RNA, 1410 nt
Organism: Leguminivora glycinivorella
Lineage: Eukaryota; Metazoa; Arthropoda; Insecta; Lepidoptera; Tortricidae
Product: bombyxin A-2 homolog
Exons: 3
Coding region: 96-485 (129 amino acids)
Cellular component (GO): extracellular region
Molecular function (GO): hormone activity
Source: RefSeq, a predicted model, not a curated record
AUUUUUAGGCCCGCGUGGAGAUGCUUGAUCCAUUGAACAGUUGUUAGUUAGCCCGAGCGACCGUGCAGUGCCGGUGCAACCAGAAACAACCAAAAAUGAAUUCGUCUCAAUAUUUGUUAAUCAUCAUGGUAUUAUUAGGGAAUAGUCUAAUGGCGCUAGCGCAGGAUGAGGCGCAGGAAGCGUACAAGCUGUCGGACUCGAUCAACAAGUGCAGUAAGCGCCUGUCGCAGAUGAUCGCGAACUUAUGCAACAACAUGUACAAAAUCGUCAAGAGAGAUACACGGUCGUCGUUAAUGAUAGAUAAGCUAGUCCCAGAAGAACUCCAUGAGCACAUGAAGCGCUCGCGGCUGAAGCGCUCGCGGCGGCGCGUGCGCCGGCAAUUGGUCGAUGAAUGCUGCAAUCAACCCUGUACAAUCAGCAACCUACUCAUGUACUGCCCUCCCGACGCCAUUAUAGUCAAGGAACGUCCAGAAAUAUUUAACUGAUUGUACGAACAAUGGUGCAAACGGCCCUGCACGGUCAAUGUACACGGUAGACACGUAGACAAGACUGUCACGGUAGACAAAUCUGUGGUCGGCGUUAUGAGCCCACCGAUGGACUGCCCUGCAGAUGUGCUAGCAGUAAAUGAGCAGUAUGAGCAUCUUGACAUACUUUGACUAACUGUACUGUAUUACCUCAAUGACAUAAAUUACACUUACGGAAGAAAAUUACUCGUCGACUGUGUCUAUUGUGCAAAAUACUGCUGUAACCCGUAAAUAAUAGAGUAUCCCUCGGGUUAGUAACUAUUUUGGUGACAGAACUUUAAAGAAAAGAAUUCCGUACUUUUUAAAUAGUCUGCCCGAGAAUAUUAGGCAUGAGCCAAAUAAGAAAAAAUUUAAAAACGCAUUAAAACUGUACCUCUUGCAAACACUUAAAUGACAGUUACAAACGUGUAAAUGUCAUUUAAGUGUUUAAAUAUGUAAUUAAUAUUGUUUAAAUUAUAAGUACAUACAUAAGUAGUUUAAUCUACAUAUCUGCUAAAUAGAGACUCAUACCUGCAGACAAACUGUAGAUGCAGUUUUGCAGGGAUAUGUUUUAAUUAUAAGUCCUAUACUGUAACUAAUAAUACAAUAAAUAAAUAAAUAAAUAAAAUAAAUUCUGAACUAUUGUAAUAACAGACAAUGUGAUAAUUUAGUUGUUUAUUUGGAUCGCUAGUACAAGUUGUUUAAGUAAUCUAUCGUUGUCUAUAAUAUUGUUAAAUCGAUUAUAAUUAUGUAUUUAUCUACAUGUAGAUAUAUGUACCUAAAUACAAUUGCUAUUGAUAAAUUUACAUAAUAUGUUUAUUUGGAACGUCUAUCAAAACAAAUUACCUAUAUACAUAUACACAUGUAAAACUAAACUGCUCAAUAAACUAUUAUCUGCAGUCUCAAA